GAUCUUCAGCUACGGACCAAUAAACGAAGGCAAUAGAUAAGGGGGGGAAAGUAGGCAAGAAGCCAUCUCGCAGCGCCAUUACACUUCAGGGCAGGGUGGUUAAGAAGCCGGCAUGGCGCUCGGGUCAAUAAAAUCGAUAGCUGGAACCUGCCUGUGGUCUAGGCAGCGGUGGUGCAGGAGCGGCGCCGCCAUCUUCCCCGAAGGCAUUUCCCGGUGCCUCUCACCCAAGUUGCAGCGGGAGUUUCCUGAAUAGCGGGGUGCUCUGUGCUGGGCCGCCAGGCCCCUCAGGCAGCCGAUUCACGUUUCCUCCGGGCCUUCCCGGCUGGGCUCCGAGGUCUGGGGGGGCGCGGCGCCCGGGGCAAGGCCGGGCGCAGGUCCGAUGGCUCCGCCUUCGGCUCCGCUCCCCACGCGGGCACCCGGAGAGGCCGGCCCUACUCGGAGAAGGGGCAGGAGGCCAAGGGCCUUGAAGUUCGCGGACGUGGCCGUGUACUUCUCCUCGGAGGAGUGGGGGUGUCUGCGGCCCGCGCAGAGGACGCUGUACCGGGAUGUGAUGCGCGAGACCUACGGCCUCCUGGGCGCGCUCGCAUCUUCCGAGGCCAGCCCUCUGACUGGUUCUCCUUCCCCAGGAUGCGCAGGUCCCAAACCAGCUCUCAUCUCCUGGUUGGAACGAAAUACCGAUGAUUGGGAACCCGCAGCCCUAGAUCCGCAGGAGUACCGGAGAUGGGUAACAUUCCAGAGAAAAACCAGAACCAGGCAGAAGAACGAAGAGAAGGAAGUAUUCCCGCCCAAGGAAGCACCGCGGAAGGGGAAACGAGGGCGAAAGCCCAGCAAACCCCGGCUGAUUCCCAGGCAGACGUCCGGGGGCCCCAUCUGCCCCGACUGUGGGUGUACCUUCCCCGACCACCCGGCCCUGGAGAGCCACAAGUGUGCCCAGAACCUGAAGAAGCCCUACCCCUGCCCGGACUGUGGGCGCCGCUUUUCCUACCCAUCCCUGCUGGUCAGCCACCGGCGGGCACACUCGGGCGAGUGCCCUUACGUUUGUGACCAGUGUGGCAAACGGUUUUCCCAACGGAAGAACCUCUCCCAGCACCAGGUCAUACACACGGGCGAGAAACCCUACCACUGCCCCGACUGCGGCCGCUGCUUCCGAAGGAGCCGCUCCCUGGCCAACCACCGGACCACGCACACGGGCGAGAAGCCCCAUCCGUGCCCCAGCUGCGGGCGCCGCUUCGCCUACCCGUCCCUGCUCGCCAUCCACCAGCGGACGCACACGGGCGAGAAGCCCUAUACCUGCCUGGAGUGCGGCCGCCGCUUCCGCCAGCGCACCGCCCUCGUCAUCCACCAGCGCAUCCACACCGGGGAGAAGCCGUACCCGUGCCCGGACUGCGAGCGGCGCUUCUCCUCCUCCUCCCGCCUGGUGAGCCACCGGCGGGUGCACUCGGGCGAGCGGCCCUACGCCUGCGAGCACUGCGAGGCCCGCUUCUCCCAGCGCAGCACGCUGCUCCAGCACCAGCUCCUGCACACGGGCGAGAAGCCCUACCCCUGCCCGGACUGCGGCCGCGCCUUCCGGAGGAGCGGCUCCCUGGCCAUCCACCGCAGCACCCACACGGAGGAGAAGCUGCACGCCUGCGGCGACUGCGGCCGCCGCUUCGCCUACCCGUCGCUGCUGGCCAGCCACCGGCGCGUGCACUCGGGCGAGCGGCCCUACGCCUGCGACCUCUGCUCCAAGCGCUUCGCCCAGUGGAGCCACCUGGCUCAGCACCAGCUCCUGCACACCGGGGAGAAGCCCUUCCCCUGCCUGGAGUGCGGCCGAUGCUUCCGCCAGAGGUGGUCCCUGGCCGUUCACAAGUGCAGCCCCAGCACCCCCAGCAGCGGCCCCAGGCCUGCCCUCGGAGGGCCCAGCCCGAAGAGCAGCGCGCUUUAGCACGACGAAGACUGGGAGGCCGCCGCGGAGAAGCUGGCGGAGGUCCCACGGAGCAGGAGCGGAGCUCUGGUCCCCUGCCUCGCGCCCUGAAACGCCGCACCGCUGUCCUGCAAGCACGUCUGAACCAGUUAUCGGGAGAGAUGAUGCCAUUCCAUUAAAGUUUCCCGAGCUAACCUGUCGUAAAGUAACGUGGGUGUGUUCUUCCCCCAGGCUAUGUUAGGGGCCUCCUUAGUUUAGUGUGUACAGGUUACAUUCAUUGACAGGGGCAGAACCUUCCCUGCUCUGCCCCUGUCUCCGUACCACGUGGAAAACCUGGGUUUGGCUCCACGUUCGCGACACUCCUGCGGCCUGGCGAUAGGUCAUUGCUGGAAACGGACUGGAACUCACUACCUCACGUGCCGGGUCAUUUCCCUGUGACAUGGUGCUGAUAUUUAGAAGGCUACGUACUGCGUUCUCCUUUGUAAACCUGGUCUAGAGUACUCAGCGCUUACCCACAGGGUGCUCUUCACAAAAGCUUAAUCACAACUAUUUUGUACCCAAGUUGGUCCCAUGUUUCUGUGUGUGUGGGUGUGUGUGGGGUGUUGAGAUGGUGGUCUUUCUGCCUCAAGUGGUCUCCAACCUGUGCGAGUCAGUGAUUUGCCCACCUCAGCCUUCUGAGGAAUGGGAGUGGUAGGCGGACACCACAAUUCUGGUCAGUCAUUCUUUAAAAAAAAAUAUAUAUAUAGGUGUAUAUAUAUAUUUUAAAUAUUUAUUUUAUUUUAUGUGUUUGAAUGUUUUGCCUGCAUGUGUAUCUAUGCACCGUGUUUGGGCCUAGUACCCAAAGAAGGCCAGAUGAGGCCAUCAGAGCCCCUGGAGCUGGAGUUACAGAUGGUUGUGAGCCGCCAUGUGGGUGCUGGGAACCGAGCCCCAGGUCCCAUGAAAGAGCAGCCGGUGCCCUUGGCCACUGGGCCAUCUCUCCAGCUCUGGGUCAGGCAUCCUUUGAAGAGUGGCCCUCAGGUCCCACAUGUGAAAUCUCCAAAUGUGCCAUUUUUAGCAUUUUAAGGAUCACACAAAAACAACAGAGUGCUAUGCACCCCUCCAGGCUGUUUUGGUUUUAACUAGGCCGUACUGAUUUGGGGGAAAUGCCACUGUGUCAGACUUCAGACCUCUAAACGUCCUAACCUUUCUUUUUAGGGAAGUGGUAAAGCCAAAUCGUCACCACUUUUGGAAAGUUGGCUCAGAGUGGAUAUGAGCCAUCAGCACAGCACACUGAGAGGUUUGAUUCUCAGAAGAAGUGGGGGGGGGGGGCGGUAUCCAGCAGCAGGAGGUGAACAUGGGAAGGGUAGGUCUGAGAUCGCUAUAGGUAGCCAGUGGCUGGAAAACCCUUGGGAACUGGCUGCCCCUUCCCCUCCCCCCCAUUUUCUUCAAAAUAAGGAAACAGCAUGGAACCUUCCAUGGGACCCCAUUCAGCUUUUGCUCUGGUCGUUCUGGAGGGUAGAGGUCCUGAGAGCGUUGUGUCUUAACCUCCCUGUGCCCCCAUGGCACCCACCUGACUAGGUACUCAGUAAAACUUCACUACCUUCUUGCCUUGGGCAGCUGUACCAAAGUGGAAUCUCCAAACACGGCUUACCACUGACGGCUGAGGUGGGUCAUCCUUCUGCAUUGCAGCCGAGCUCAGCUCCAGGUGGCGAGCAGGUGGGAAACGCUGACCCGUCCUCCCCUCUGGUUGGGUGUUUAAGAAGUUGAUUGUAACCAUUUGUCUGUUUCUUCAUGGAUGAUGGGUGAGUGCCCUCUGGGCAGGGGCCGUGCCAGAUAGGAUUUCAUUAAACUACUUAA
This is a messenger RNA of Psammomys obesus (fat sand rat), 3739 nucleotides long. Its product is annotated as zinc finger protein 689. The record is from RefSeq and is a predicted model, not a curated record. NCBI's taxonomy places the organism in Eukaryota, Metazoa, Chordata, Mammalia, Rodentia, Muridae. The transcript is spliced from 3 exons. The coding region runs from base 380 to 1924 and encodes 514 amino acids. Gene Ontology annotation, biological process: regulation of DNA-templated transcription.